UGUGAGCCACAGUCACUAUGACUAAAUGUCUGGAGCCUCCUCUGCAGGAGGAGACACACACACACACACACACACACACAGCCUCAGAAUCAGAACAGCCAAAGACAGGAAGAGAAGCAACUUUGAACACGACAUACUUUUGUUUCUCCAGAGAAUAAGAAACAGCACUUUUUUUUUCUACUGAGGAGCAGAGCGCUGCUACCUCACAGCCAUGAGUUCUCAGGCGAGCUUUGGCAGCAGCAUGCUGUUCCAGUCCAUAAAUGAUGACCUUAAUGCGUCACUGGCUUCAGCGGAUGAGUUAUCCAGAGAGUUUAACUCCAUGCUGAAGGAGGCCUCAGCCAACAACAACACCAAGUCUGUUUCCCAGUCCAGUGACAUCAGAUCAAGAGAGUCAAGUUCCAGCAGUAAUGGCAGCUCGAGCUCUAUGCCUUCCUCCCAGACUUCAUCAUUGCUUUAUCCUGGGGACACGGUCAUCUACAGCAACAAAAACAGCUUGUCCUCCCCCGUCUUCACCACCAGUCCAGUCUCACCCCUCAGGGAGGGACGAUCUUCAUUUCCUCAAACUGGAUCUGAGAGUUACUCUUACGGCCAGCGGAGCCCCAAACAGUCACCACUGACCAGAAGACGCGAGUCCCCACAGCAAUCUUCCCCAAGACGAGACUCUCCGAGGCAUGGGUCCCCAGGACGGACUUCCCCAAGGCGUGGUUCCCCUAAUCGAUAUGACAGGAGCCCACAAGGUUCAAUCAGUUAUGCUGACAAAAGCCCUUUGGUGAGCCCCACAGUUGUUCCUCUUGACUCAUCAUCGUCUCGCACUACUGCAUUCCUCUCCUCCAACUUGCUGAGCCCUUACGACAGCAGCACCAUGGGCCGCAGGUCACCUCGUCCGGACAGAAGCCCCUCCCCACUGUCUUUCAAUCGGUCAGGGUCACAGACACUUCCACGCAGUUUUGAUUUCCGGCUACCUGAUGAGGGUGUGCAGCGGCAAAAGAGUCCUAGCAAGUGGAACGAGACAGAUCUUGACAUGUCUUAUGAGAGGAAACCUCACCACACCUAUGACAAGACAGAGUGGCUGCGGCCAUCUGUGCCAAACAGCAGCUGGAGAGAAUCCAACCUUGAUGGCCCUCCUCCAGCCCCAAGCCCUAAAAAGGAUCCUCGCUCUCCAUCCCUCCAGUACAGCCAUGGUUCUCUUGCACGUAACACUCGUAUAACAGUACCUCCUGAUGUUUCGUCCCCAGUUCACUCCCCUUACCACCCUCAGCCCAUCAUCUCCCGUAUUUCUAUACCUCCAACAUCUACUGAGGCCCGUAAGCGCAAGCCCAUCCCUCUCUCGGUUAUCAUGCGUCUCCAAAAUCCCCAUUGGAGAGCGAUGUCAACAGCCCACCCGAGAAUUAUGGGAGGAGAAGGGGACAUGUCGCCGUACCAAACAUCUGGACCCGUCCCAAGGGAAUUCUUCCACCAUCCUGUAUUCCCGCCUCAGCACCCGCCGCCGGAGCUGAGACAGCCAGCAAUAUACAGUGAUGUGCUGAAGCCAGCAGAUAUAGAUGCAGAGUUAGAAAGGCUGGACUUAGUGCAUCACUUACCAGUGAUUUCGGAGAAUCCCAGCAUGCCAGCGGUCGAGCAAGUUCCGGCCCCUGCACCCCGACCCCUGAGCCCCACCAGGCUGCAGCCAGUGGUGGCCCAUGAGGCCCAGAUCGAGGUCAUCCCUGACAUGGAGGAGCUGCUACGUAUCCGGGCAGAAAUCCCGCGGGCGCUAAAGAGACGUGGCUCGGUGGACCAGUCACAGCCCCUGAAGAGGGCCUCGCAUUAUCAGCCGAACCAGUACAAAAGUCUCAUCGACAAGCUUUUUCACAGGAAGGGCCGCCGCCACAAGGGGGAGCAAGGUAGCGAGACCAGCAGCUCCUCAGAUGGAGAGGACAGUGCUACACCUCCUGCACCAAUCCCCCAGACAUCCACAAUGAUUCCCAUUGAUUUCAGUAGCUACCGUUCCAUUCUGCGUCGGUCCAUUCGAGAGCGCAAAGUCUCUGGGAAACGAGCUCGGCUCAGCCCACUGGUUCUGCUCCUGGACGGAUCUUUGGUUGGAGAACUGGACACAGUGCAAAGAGCUGUUCAGGAGAUGAGUGACCCAAGCCAACCGAACGACGAAGGCAUCACAGCCCUUCACAACGCAGUCUGCGGCGGGCAUUACAACAUCGUGGACUUCCUCGUUCGCGUCGGAGCCAAUGUCAGCUCACCAGACAGCCACGGCUGGACUCCCCUGCAUUGCGCAGCCUCGUGUAAUGACCGCCCUCUGUGUGAGUUUUUGGUGAGGAACGGCGCUGCCGUCAUGGCCAUGACGGAGAGUGACGGGGCUAUCGCCUCCCACAAGUGUGAUCCGUAUGCUGUUGGGUUUGAGGAGUGUGAGAGCUACCUGAAGGGUGUGGAGGAGGCUAUGGGAUUGGAGAACAGCGGGGUGCUGUAUGCUCUGUGGAGCUACCCGGCUCAGGCACCUGAUGAGCUGAGCUUCAGGGAGGGAGACAUGGUCACAAUCCUGCAGAAACCGGAAGGAUCAGCUUGGUGGUGGGCCUCGCUCUGUGGCAGGGAGGGAUUAGUUCCCAACAACUUUUUUGGGCUUUUCCCAAAGGUCCGACCAAAGUCUCUGUGCUGAGUGUCGUCCCGAAACCGUUUUAAAGCUUCACACUGUUUGAAAGGAUUGCGUCUCGCUGCAGGAAACGACAAAAAUGGUUUUGAUCUGCCAUUCAAGGAGAUUUUAAAGGAGGAGCCUCCGUAUUUAUGUUCACCUUACCGAUGAUGAGGGGUGUGUCUGACGGCAUCCUGUGUUCUGGCUCUGUUUCUGAGUCCAAAGGUUACUCAAGGACCCAGAUUUCCUGCUGUUCCAGUCUGAAGUGGACAUUUCUGACUCACUGGCUGUUUACUAAUCGCAGACUACUCACCAGUGUGCCGUCAACCGUUUAUUUAGAGAACAGGCAGCUCCAAUGAGCUCAAUCCACCUACUGGUUACUGGAAUUACUGGCUUUAAGAAAGAGAGUGGUGACACAGAGCUGCUGUUCCCUUAAGUACAUCAGUGCAUGUUCAAAAAAGGGGCCGAUAUUAGCCAUUUAAAAAUGUCUUGAUAUCUAUGUCUCAGCUGAUAUAUAUACUGUUUGGCAAUGAUUCCUAACGUAUGACAAAGGACAUUCUGAAGUGCAACCAUGAUUUUAAAAUAAGCAGAAAUGCAGAUUUUCUGUUUACAUUACAUUCUCCUGCAUUGUUUUUUUUUUAUAACUGCUUUAACAGCAACAAACAUACUGACAUGUCUCGGUCUGGGAAAGUCUCUUUUAUUGGUUAUUUACAGGUCAACUGGGCUCUACAGUACAUAGGGUUGAAUAUAAAAUUUGGGGGGGGGGGAGGUUCGUCAUUAAACUUCAAUUCCUGAGGAGUUAAUCACACCAGCAUCUUUUUUUUUGCAUUAAUUGGCAAAAGAAUAAUUCAGGAAUCAGCAUCAAAGUCCACUUAUGCCAAAUGAUAUUAAUACUGUAACAAACUUUAUUCAUCUAUAACAGUACACAUCACUGUUUUUGCUUAUUAUUAAGAUGUUUGUGCUUUUCUCCGUGGCAUCUGAUUUUAGUCAGUCAUAGUGGCUGUUUUUUUUUCUAACUUGACAGAUGCUUUCCUACCUGUGAGGCUGUUUAGUAUUUUUCAAUCUUCUGGAAUCCAUUUGGCUUGUUUCUGCUUGGAUGCAACACUGUUUGCCGUCUGUUUUGUAUUUUUUAUGCUACCUACAUGGAUAUUUCUCCUUAAGGAGAGUGUUUUUGUUUCCUGUGACAAUUAACUUGCCAUUUUGUGGACAUGUCGUAUUUGAUGAAGCUUUUUUUUUAUAUAUAUAUAUAUAUAUAUGUCACACUUUUGUCUCAAGAGAUUGUUGCGCAGCACAGUGUCCAAACCAAAACUCGAUAAAUAAAUGAGUUACGCGUCGUUGGGUUCAGAGGGACAUGUUUGGUUAUGACCAUGUGUUUGUGGCUUACAAAAAAGACUGUGAAAUGUCCUUUACUGACCAGCAGAUGACACUGUACAAUUACGUACUGAGCGCCAGCGUAGAGUUUAUAUUUUACAAAUACUACCAGCAAAUGUAAACUAAUAUGCAGUAAAAGCACCACUGAUCCAAA
Solea senegalensis (Senegalese sole) is the source of this 4142-nucleotide messenger RNA. It is a transcript of the gene ppp1r13l, whose product is annotated as protein phosphatase 1, regulatory subunit 13 like. NCBI's taxonomy places the organism in Eukaryota, Metazoa, Chordata, Actinopteri, Pleuronectiformes, Soleidae. Gene Ontology annotation, molecular function: transcription factor binding. The coding region runs from base 212 to 2644 and encodes 810 amino acids. The transcript is spliced from 13 exons. Gene Ontology annotation, biological process: positive regulation of cell differentiation; regulation of transcription by RNA polymerase II. The record is from RefSeq and is a predicted model, not a curated record.